Molecule: messenger RNA, 4566 nt
Organism: Daktulosphaira vitifoliae (grape phylloxera)
Lineage: Eukaryota; Metazoa; Arthropoda; Insecta; Hemiptera; Phylloxeridae
Exons: 6
Coding region: 43-4566 (1507 amino acids)
Source: RefSeq, a predicted model, not a curated record
UUUAUAAUACACUCAUUACAGAAUAUACCACUUAUAGUAAGAAUGAAGAAUUGGCAAAAUAUAUGUUUUUUGUUGAUAAUUAGCUGUUUGAUAUUUAAUGAAGGGAUUGAAAUUAGAAAUUUGAAACAAAAAAAAAUAUGCCCAUUCGAAAAAGGCACAACGAGAAAAGCUGCUGCAAGUGGUGACAUAGAAAAAUUAAAACUAGCUCACGAGAGUGGCUGUGAAUGGGAUGAAUAUACAACUACUGAAGCUGCUGCAAAUGGGCAUUUAGAAUGUUUAAAAUAUGCACAUAAAAAUGAAUGUCCAUGGGAUAAAGAAACAACAAGGGCUGCUGCUGCAAAUGGACAUUUAGAAUGUUUAAUAUAUGCUCAUAAAAAUGAAUGUCCAUGGGAUAAAGAAACAACAAGGGCUGCUGCUGCAAAUGGGCAUUUAGAAUGUUUAAAAUAUGCAUAUAAAAAUGAAUGUCCAUGGGAUAAAGAAACAACAAGGGCUGCUGCUGCAAAUGGACAUUUAGACUGUUUAAUAUAUGCUCAUAAAAAUGGAUGUCCAUGGAAUAAAAGCACAACUGAAGCAGCUGCCAUGAGUGGUAAUUUAGAAAUUUUAAAAUAUGUUCAUAAAAAUGGAUGUAGAUGGGAUAACAACACAACAAUGGCCGCUGCUGCAAAUGGACAUUUAGAAUGCUUAAUUUAUGCACAUGAAAAUGGCUGUAAAUGGGAUGAAAAAACAACAUUAAAAGCCGCCGAAAAAGGUAGUUUGGAAUGUUUAAAAUACGCUCAUGAAAAUGGGUGCCGCUGGAAUAAAUAUACAACAACGCGAGCUGCAUUACAUGGUAAUUUAGAGUGUUUAAAAUAUGCGCAUGAAAACGGUUGUAAAUGGGAUGUAAGCACAAUUACUGCAGCUGCGAUGAGUGGAAAUUUAGAAAUUUUACAAUAUGCGCAUAAAAAUGGAUGUACAUGGGAUGAAAGCACAGCAGAAGCAGCUGCAAAUUAUGGUAAUCUAGAAAACUUAAAAUAUAUUCAUGAAAAUAAAUGUAAAUGGGAUAAAAAAACAACAAGGGCUGCUGCUGCAAAUGGGCAUUUAGAAUGUUUAAAAUAUGCACACAAAAAUCAAUGUCCAUGGGAUAAAGAAACAACAAGGGCUGCUGCUGCAAAUGGUCAUUUAGACUGUUUAAUAUAUGCUCAUAAAAAUGGAUGUCCAUGGAAUAAAAGCACAACUGAAGCAGCUGCCAUGAGUGGUAAUUUAGAAAUUUUAAAAUAUGUUCAUAAAAAUGGAUGUAGAUGGGAUAACAACACAACAAUGGCCGCUGCUGCAAAUGGACAUUUAGAAUGCUUAAUUUAUGCACAUGAAAAUGGCUGUAAAUGGGAUGAAAAAACAACAUUAAAAGCCGCCGAAAAAGGUAGUUUGGAAUGUUUAAAAUACGCUCAUAAAAAUGGGUGCCGCUGGAAUAAAUAUACAACAACGCGAGCUGCCUUACAUGGUAAUUUAGAGUGUUUAAAAUAUGCGCAUGAAAACGGUUGUAAAUGGGAUAUAAGCACAAUUACUGCAGCUGCCAUGAGUGGAAAUUUAGAAAUUUUACAAUAUGCGCAUAAAAAUGGAUGUACAUGGGAUGAAAGCACAGCAGAAGCAGCUGCAAUCUAUGGUAAUCUAGUAAACUUAAAAUAUAUUCAUGAAAAUGAAUGUAAAUGGGAUAAAAAAACAACAAUGGCUGCUGCUGCAAAUGGGCAUUUAGAAUGCUUAAAAUAUGCUCAUGAAAACGGAUGUAAAUGGGAUCAAAGUACAAUAAGGGCUGCUGCUGCAAAUGGGCAUUUAAAAUGCUUAAAUUAUGCGUAUAAAAAUGGUUGCCAAUGGGAUGAAACAACAACUAAAGAAGCUGCACGAAAAGGUAGUUUAGAAUGUUUAAAAUACGCUCAUGAAAAUGGAUGUAAAUGGGCAGAAGGAACAACUAGAGCUUCUGCUUUAGAAGGUAAUUUAGAAAUUUUAAAAUAUGUCUAUGAAAAUGGAUGCCAAUGGGACAAAGGUACAACCUCUGCAGCUGUUAUGACAGGUGACUUAGAAAUGUUAAAAUAUGCACAUGAAAAUGGAUGCGAAUUCGAUGAAUUAAUAACAAUACAAGCUGCCGUUACUGGUGAUUUAGAAAUUUUAAAAUAUCUUCAUGAAAAUAAAAGUAAAUGGGCAGAAGGAACAACUAGAAUUGCUGCUUUAAAAGGUAAUUUAGACUUUUUAACAUAUGCUCACGAGAAUGGAUUCCAAUGGGAUAAUGGUACAACAAAAAUUGCUGCAGAAAAGGGCUAUUUAAACUGCUUAAAAUAUGCUCAUGAAAAUGACAUUAAUUGGGAUAAAGGUACAAUAGUUACAGCUGCUCAACAUGGAAAUUUAAAUUGCUUAAUAUAUGCACACGAAAAUGGAUACAAGUGGGAAGAUGGCACAACUAGAGCUGCUGCAGCAAGUGGCUGUUUAAACUGUUUAAAAUAUGUUCAUAAAAAUGGAUGUGAGUGGGAUGAAAAUGUAACGUCAGUAGCUGCUUCUUAUGGUGAUUUAGAAAUUUUGAAAUAUGCUCAUGAAAAUGGAUGUAAAUGGGCAGAAGGCACAACUAGAGCUGCUGCUUCUUAUGGUGAUUUAGAAAUUUUAAAAUAUGUCUAUGAAAAUGGAUGCCAAUGGGAUAGAGGCACAACUAGAGCUGCUGCUUCUUAUGGUGAUUUAGAAAUUUUAAAAUAUGUCUAUGAAAAUGGAUGCCAAUGGGAUAGAGGCACAACUAGAGCUGCUGCUUCUUAUGGUGAUUUAGAAAUUUUAAAAUAUGUCUAUGAAAAUGGAUGCCAAUGGGAUAGAGGCACAACUAGAGCUGCUGCUUUAAAAAGUGAUUUAGAAGUUUUAAAAUACGUACAUGAAAAUGGAUGCAAAUUCGAUGAGCAAAUAGUGAUAAUAGGUGCCAUUAAUAGUGAUUUAGACACUAUAAAAUAUGCUCAUAUUAAUGGAUGCGAAUUGGAUAAAUUAAUAACAAUACAUGCUGCUUAUAGAGGUGAUUUAGACAUUUUAAAAUAUGCUCAUGAAAAGGGAUGCAAGUGGCUAGAAGGAACAACUAUAAUUGCUGCAGAAAAUGGCUAUUUAGACUGCUUAAAAUAUGCUCAUGAAAAUGACAUUAAUUGGGAUGAAGGUACAAUAGUUACAGCUGCUAAGCAUGGCAAUUUAAAUUGCUUAAUAUAUGCACACGAAAAUGGAUACAAGUGGGAAGAUGGCACAACUAGAGCUGCUGCAGCAAGUGGUUGUUUUAACUGUUUAAAAUAUGUUCAUAAAAAUGGAUGUGAGUGGGAUGAAAAUGUAACGUCAGUAGCUGCUUCUUAUGGUAAUUUAGAAAUUUUGAAAUAUGCUCAUGAAAAUGGAUGUAAAUGGGCAAAAGGCACAACAGAAACAGCAGCAAGAUAUGGUAAUUUAGAUUGUUUAAUAUAUGCACACAAAAAUGGAUGCCAAUGGGAUGAUGGUACAACUAAAGCUGCUGCCCAAGAGGGUGAUUUAGACAUUUUGAAAUAUGCUCAUGAAAAUGGAUGUAAAUGGGCAGAAGGCACAACUAGAGCUGCUGCUUCUUAUGGUGAUUUAGAAAUUUUAAAAUAUAUCUAUGAAAAUGGAUGCCAAUGGGAUAGAGGCACAACUAGAGCUGCUGCUUUAAAAAGUGAUUUAGAAAUUUUAAAAUACGCACAUGAAAAUGGAUGCGAAUUCGAUGAGCAAAUAGUGAUAAUAGGUGCCUUUAAUAGUGAUUUAGACACUAUAAAAUAUGCUCAUAUUAAUGGAUGCGAAUUGGAUAAAUUAAUAACAAUACAUGCUGCUUAUAGAGGUGAUUUAGACAUUUUAAAAUAUGCUCAUGAAAAGGGAUGCAAGUGGCUAGAAGGAACAACUAUAAUUGCUGCAGAAAAUGGCUAUUUAGACUGCUUAAAAUAUGCUCAUGAAAAUGACAUUAAUUGGGAUGAAGGUACAAUAGUUACAGCUGCUAAGCAUGGCAAUUUAAAUUGCUUAAUAUAUGCACACGAAAAUGGAUACAAGUGGGAAGAUGGCACAACUAGAGCUGCUGCAGCAAGUGGUUGUUUUGAUUGUUUAAAGUAUGCCUAUGAAAAUGGAUGUAAUUGGGAUGUAGAUACAAUAGUUACAGCUGCUGUUCAUGGUAAUUUAGAUUGCUUACAAUAUGCUCAUGAACAUGAAUGUAAUUGGGUUGAAGGUACGACCAGAGGGGCUGCUGCUAAUGGACAUUUUGACUGCUUAAAAUAUGCCUAUAACAAUGGUUGUGAUUGGGACGAAGGAACAACAAGAGAAGCUGCCGCUAGUGGUUGUAUUAACUGUUUGAUUUUUACACAUAAAAAAGGAUAUACAUGGGAUGAAGGUACGAUGAGUGCAGCUGCUACAAAUGGUCAUUUGGAAUGUUUGAAAUAUGUUCAUGAAAAUGGAUGUGAGUGGGAUGAAAGCACAAUAAGAUUAGCUGCUGCAAAUAAUCAAAUAAGUUGCAUAAAAUACGCUCAUGAAAAUAAUUGUCCGUGGAGUAAAAAUACCAUUUNAUUUUUCAAAAAGUUAUGGAAGUUUUAA